ACCCCGAGCGCACACACACACACACACACACACACACUCCCUCUCUCUCUCUCCCUCUUUCUCUCUCUCUGUCAUCCAGAUUGUGGCAAACGGAGAGACAAGGACAAAAACCCAACCACGAUCACUGAGAGCUACGCUACAGGUUGUUGUCCAGGAUGGCAGGGAUGAAGGAACAGCAGAUCACAGAAGAGAAGCCCCUGCUGCUGGAGCAAAGAGGAGCAGAUGCAGACAUGCAGGAUAAAGGAGAGGAGGCAUCGGUGGGACUCCCGUGCCCCGAAAGCCCCGCACCCCCUAAUGAACCCCCUCCCCCCCGCCGCCCCACUCACCGCUGGCAUGCCUUCGCACGGCACUGGCUCCGCCAGACCCGCCGUCGGACCAGCGGGGUCCUCCCGGAAUGCCCUGAACAACUGAUGCCACCAGGCGACUGGAAGGAACAUGAUGUGGAGACCCCUUACGGGAUGCUGCAUGUGGUGAUCCGAGGCGCUCCCAAGGGCAACAAGCCUGCGAUCCUCACCUACCAUGAUGUGGGAUUGAACCACAAAAUGUGCUUCAAUCCCUUCUUCAAUAACGAGGACAUGCAGGAGAUCACCAAGCACUUUGUGAUUUGUCAUGUCGACGCCCCAGGACAACACGUCGGAGCUACGCAGUUCCCACAAGGGUACCAGUAUCCCACCAUGGACCAGCUGGCUGGGAUGCUGCCCACUGUUGUGCAGCAUUUUGGAUUCAAGAGCAUCGUUGGGAUCGGAGUCGGCGCUGGAGCUUAUAUUCUGGCCAAAUUCGCUCUGUUGUUCCCUGACAUGGUGGAGGGUUUGGUUCUGCUCAACAUCGACCCGAACGGCAAAGGAUGGAUUGACUGGGCUGCCUCCAAGCUGUCGGGUCUGACCAGCACCAUCCCAGACACUGUGCUGCCACAUCUUUUCAGCCAGGACGAAAUGGUGAACAACACAGAACUGGUUCAGAGUUACCGACAACAGAUAACCAACUCCAUCAACCACCAAAACCUCCAGCUUUUCUGGAACAUGUACAACAGUCGGAGGGACCUGGAGAUGAACCGUGGUGGGACAACGAUUAAUGCCAAGACCUUGAAGUGUCCAGUGAUGCUGGUUGUGGGAGACAACGCUCCUGCCGAAGAGGGAGUGGUUGAGUGCAACUCCAAGCUGGAUCCAACCAACACCACCUUCCUAAAGAUGGCUGACUCUGGUGGACUGCCACAGCUCACGCAGCCAGGGAAGCUGACUGAAGCCUUCAAGUAUUUCCUGCAGGGAAUGGGCUACAUCGCUAAUGUGAAGGAUCGGAGGUUAAGUGGAGGGCCAGUGCCCUCUGCCAGCAUGACCCGCCUGGCCCGCUCCAGGACAGCCUCCCUGACCAGCGCCGGCUCCGUGGAGGGGUCCCGCUCCCGCGCCUGCACCAACUCCGACAGCGGCGAGGGUGUCGGCGCGGUCUCCCAGACUAUGGAGGUGUCCUGCUGAGGAGCCACAGAGAAAAGGGAGGAAGAGGGGUAGUGGCGGGUGGAGAGGGGAGAAGAGGAUCAAAAAUAAGGCUUGAUGAUGAGUGUCAGCUGGCGGCUUUCUCUCUCUCGCUGUCUUCAUCUUUGUCUGCCAUCUUCUUCCCCUUG
Molecule: messenger RNA, 1615 nt
Organism: Poecilia latipinna (sailfin molly)
Lineage: Eukaryota; Metazoa; Chordata; Actinopteri; Cyprinodontiformes; Poeciliidae
Gene: ndrg4
Product: NDRG family member 4
Exons: 18
Coding region: 156-1469 (437 amino acids)
Source: RefSeq, a predicted model, not a curated record